Messenger RNA from Peromyscus californicus insignis, 6870 nucleotides. RefSeq names its product ankyrin repeat domain 33B (gene Ankrd33b). Lineage: Eukaryota; Metazoa; Chordata; Mammalia; Rodentia; Cricetidae. The record is from RefSeq and is a predicted model, not a curated record. Gene Ontology annotation, molecular function: protein binding. Bases 183 to 1640 code for a protein of 485 amino acids. The transcript is spliced from 4 exons.
GCCAGCGACUUUGCUUCGGGAGCGCAGCCGCCUGGCGCCGCUUUCCGCCGGGCUGGAGCGCACGGUGCCCCUGGCUCUUCUGCGGAACGCAAGGGGCAAGAAUCGGUGACCUCGGGGCGCGCCCCGCGUCCCGGGUCCCCUAACCGUCACCUCGGCCCCCGGCCCGCGCCUAGGCCUCCAGCAUGGUGCUGCUGGCUGGGCCCGGGCCGGAGGGCGGCGGGACACGCUGCUUGUCCCCGCAGUCGCCGACGCCACCCCGGGGCGUGCAGACAGGGGACGACCCGGGGGACUACGAGGAGUACGAAGACUUCUCGAGUCUGCCGGACACCCGCAGCAUAGCAUCAGACGACUCCUUCUACCCUCCCGGAGGCGAGGAGGAGUGCGGCGCGGCGAGCGCGGAGGGCGUCCCGGAGGGCGUCCCGGAGGCGGCGACCCUCCUGCGCGCCGCCUGCACCAACGACGUGGGGCUGCUGCGGGCGCUAGUGCUGCGCGGUCCGAGUUCCGAGGAGGUACGAGAGACUGACCGCAACGGCCGGACUGGCCUUAUUGUGGCGUGCUACCAUGGCUUUGUGGAUACUGUGGUGGCCUUAGCAGAGUGUCCCCACGUUGACGUCAACUGGCAGGACAGCGAAGGGAACACAGCCCUCAUCACAGCUGCACAGGCAGGGCAUGCCACCAUCACCAACUACUUGCUGAAUUAUUUCCCUGGUCUGGACCUAGAAAGGAGGAACGUAUUCGGCUUCACAGCCCUCAUGAAAGCAGCCAUGCAGGGCCGAACGGAGUGUGUGCGCGCCCUGAUGCUGGCAGGGGCAGAUGUUCAAGCGAGGGAUCCCCGUCGUGGGAUGUCACCACAGGAGUGGGCUGCAUACACUGGCCGAGUGGAGGCUGUUCGUGUCAUGCAGAGGCUUAUGGAGCGACCCUGCGCAGAGCAGUUCGGGGACAAGUACAAGCCGGAAUUGCCGCUUCCCCCUGAGGUGCUCUUGAAGCCCCCAGGUUCCAAAAACUGCUUUCAGAGAUUCGCUGAGUUCCUGCGGACCACUCUGAGCUCCCGCUCAGGCCAGAGCCUGGAGGAUGGAGGCGUCCUUGAUCACAUGGUCAGGAUGACCACAAGCCUCUAUAGCCCUGCUGUUGCUGUCGUCUGCCAGACCGUGUGCCCGGAGAACCCUCCCUGUGUGGGGAAACGACGCCUGGCAGUGCAGGAAAUCCUAGCAGCUAGGGGGGACCGGGACGCCUGUGCUCUGGAUAGCUACAAGGCAGAGGGCUCUGACCCGCAAGUCCAGACUUUGGAGGGUCCCAGAGCCAGCCCCUGGUCAUCCCAGUCCUCUGGGGCCCCAGGAUCCACCCCUGCCCCUGUCUCUCGGAAGGCCAGCCUCCUGCCCUUGCAGUUGCUGCGGAGGAGCAGUGUGCGGCCAGGUGUGGUGGUCCCCAGAGUGCGCAUCUCCAAGGCCCCUGCGCCCACCUUCCAGCCCGAGCGCGCAGCGCCCAAGGGCAACACCAAGGACAGCAUCCACCUGCAGAUCCCCAAGUGGCGGUACAAGGAGGCCAAGGAGGAGAAGAGGAAGGCGGAGGAGGCGGAGAAGAAACGCCAGGCAGAGGCUCAGAAGGAAAAGCGGGCGCCACGCUGGAGGAAAAGGACGUGAAGGGAGCCGUGAUGCCCACUGCGUGUGUGCCUGGUGUGGGGAGGCCGCGCUGGGAUCCAGCUGGGAGGCUGCCAUGGGGUGCAUGCUGCAUCACACAGUCUCUGCCUGGGCCGUACUCCUUUCCCAGACCCACGAAGGGGGGUUCACAUUGCUCCUAAGACAGAAUUGAAAAGACUAUAUAUGGUUUUUGCUUAAAACUAGUUCCCUGAGCAAUCUAUACACCCAAAGGGCAGUUUGCCUAGAAGUCACCCCUCAGAGGACCCCAAUUAAGAAUUUAAAAACUUAAUUUAUCAAAGGGCAUUUUCGCAUACUUUUGUAUUUUGUUAUUUAUGAAAAAUUGCAGCAUUUUGCGAGUGGCAGGCUCUUUGUAAUUAAGGCAGUUUUAAUAUUUGCGUUUGGAGACCCUUUGUUUAAAAACGCCGUCUCUAGCAAUAAAUACUUGUAAUGACUGUGUGAGUUACACAGAACUCAUGGGAUUCUCUCCUGUUGCCCUUUGGUUCUGGCCUUUGCCUUCUCGUGUCCCGUGGACACACCUGUGCACUGGCUUUUCCGUUGAACUUGAGUGAUGCCAAAUGCCUGUUUCUACUUGAUGAAGGCACGGACUGCUAUUCAAAACGAUCAAGUGGGAUGGAAGUCUUGCUUUCGCUUCGUUUUUACAUUCUUUUCCUAUCGUCAUCAUUGUCAUCAUCAUCAUUGAAAGCGUAGGGCACAUUGCAGGAGUGCAUAUGUUACUAGGACCAAGCUCAUUUAAAGCAAAGGGCUUGGAUAGACCAUCUUCCAGAGGAUUGGAGGAAAACAGUUAUUUAAGGGGGGCAGAUUUAACAAAUGAGUGGUAGAAACCACGUCAUAUGUGCUCAGAAAAAACCAAACAUGGAUAUCCUUAAAAAUGUCAAAGCUGCCGAGGGUAAGGGAUGCUGCAAAGCGCUGAGGGGCAGACAGGUGACCUUCAGAACAGGUGGUACACACUGGAUGCUGGACAGUGGUUUGGGGAAGGUUUUCCUGGAGCGAGCCACACUCUGAUGGUGGCCCUCUCCUCCAGAGAGUCCCUUGUGCGUUUUGACGGACAGUUCCCCUUUGAUGAGCCCCAAGGUUCAGCUCAUUCCCACACCAACUCUGUAGAACUUUCAGUACGUGGGGACUUAGGCGGGGAUGGGAUUUACCUUGGGUGCCAACCUGUCAGUAAAAGUUUUCUUUCUUUCUUUCUUUCUUUCUUUCUUUCUUUCUUUCUUUCUUUCUUUCUUUCUUUCUUUCUCUCUCUCUCUCUCUCUCUCUCUCUCUCUCUCUCUCUCUCUCUCUCUCUCUUCUUUCUUUCUUUCUUUCUUUCUUUCUUUCAUUUCCAAACCAUUGAAAAAAUCCCAGCUGGGUCUUAGAGUAUCUGUAUCAUGCACUUUAUUUGAAUAUUUAAUGUAAAUACUUGGAAGCAAUAGAUUCAGAAUAUUACAGACUGAUUUGGAAGCCCUUUGCUGAGGUCCGUCUCACACUGUGGGUGCACGUAGGGAGUGGGGGGGGGGCACUGGCUUAAUUUUAUUCUUUCCUCCUUGAUACCAUUAGACAUCGAGCAACGAGUGAUCUCACACUAGCCUUCCCCCAAACUCCAUAAAAUAGGACCUUAGGCUACUCCCAGGUGGGUUUAACACUGGUGUCACCAUUCGAUGUUUAAAAAUCACGUUUAGUAAGUUUCUCUUUAGCCCUAGAAAGGUACCAAGGUGAAUGCUGGGGUCUUGACCCUCCUCUACAGCUAUUGAUGUUAGUUGGCUGGGUUCACCCUUGUGACCCAAGCCUUUGGAUUGGCUACGUCUCCUUGGGGGCUGUGAGGACCACAAGCAACCUCAGUUAUCUUUUGGGGCCAUCUUUCCUGUCUCCUUUGGCAUUGUGUGUCUUCCUGUCAUAUACAUAUAACCUGCAGUACCAGCUAGCUUGUCACGGGCCCCGCCACUGUGAGCCAAGGCAGUGCCAAAAUGCUUGCAAUCCACGUUCCUCAUGCUGUUUGUCCACAGGGUACCACACCAACGUUUUACUCCAUUUCCCUGCUUCCGAGGGGGAGCUGUAUUCCAGUGCAGUGGGAAGUACCAAGGUGAAGGCUGCUGAAGUUACUGCAACUGUGACUUCUCAGCAGGGGCUGUAGGAAGCCCCACUGCUUUUAGGGGGCUUUUCCUGGACACCCAGCUUGAGCUCCCAUAAAGGCCCUGUUUUUGCAGGUUGUCUCCUGACUUGGGAGAGCAGAGGAGCAGGCCUGGGGAUUUGCUUGCUCUUGUGUGUAUUAACUGUGAAUAGUGAAUUCCAAGUGAACAGGUGUCUUCUCAGGGAUUUAUACAUAAAUAGAGUUAGGGGAAAAGUUGAAGUGUAUUUUAAAUCUUUUUGGUGUUUAAAUCAAUUAGGAUUAAACUGGACAGAAGAAAUAUUUCCAAGAUAGUGUCAGAGCUGCUGUUUCUAAGUGAGAUCUUGGGACUUGUCUCUCAGUGGAGAUUUAUGGGGACCACGGCAGUGGGAAUGGCUGUGGAUAUGGCUGUGGCUGCUUCUGGGUGUGACCCUUGUGUUAACAGUUACCUCCAGAUAAGCAGAAGUGACUGACGCCGAAAUGGAUAAUCCAUAACCCCCCAGAACUGUUCAUUGCACCCCUGGUCUUUUUGCCUUGCUUUCAGGGAUGAAAUAUCCACAGUCAUUCUACAGGAGGCCACAGAGCGCCUCAGGAAGGAUCAGCGCCUUGCACACUUGGUCCACCGUGGCCUCCAUGGCAGUGUGCCUGCUGCCCUGGAGCAGGACAGCAGGUGACAGGAGGGACUUCGCACCUUCCUCAGCCCCUUCCAGGCUGCUGGGCUACACCCGAUACCUCCGAAAAAAGUCAAACUGGCCAGGGGUUUUCCAGCCCAGCUUUGGAUUCCCCUGACUCCUCUUGCACAUCAGGAAAGGAGGGUUCAUGAGGUUGGCUAGAAAAUGGGUUUUAUAGACUCAAAGAGGGUGUGCCAAGAGGCCAUGUCCCAUUCCUUCCCAGCUGGCAGCUGGGACCAGGUCUCUGGAAUGGAGCUAAGGUUGUUCUAGAUAAGACAAGGCUUGUGGGAAGGGGGCUGCCUCCAGUGCCCAGGAGUCUGGAGGCAUCAACAGUUAUUUCCCAUGCUGCUCAGAGUGAUGGCCUCUCACUGUAAACUCCCUCCUGCUAUACAGUAAGGGGGCUUUUCUCUUCUAGUGUUUGGGAAACUCCAGCAGGGUCCCCGUGAGUUCUCCAGUGCUGGUUACUGUCUGGAUUCUGGUUUGUGCCUCCAGCCGUUGGUCCCUUCGUGCUGGACAACAAUGUCACGGCUUCUAGAGAAUGAAGGAGGGAACACUGACCAUGAUGGAAUCUUAGAAAACAACAAAGUCACAUUUAUAACAGAAGGAUACCUGGGACCAUCAGACCAGGGUAGAGUGAGCCACACAGAAUGAAAAGCCACUUCCUAGUCACCAUUACCAGCUCCGGACAUCUAUGUAACUCGAGUCAAUGAUUCAUUUCUUUGCCCUUGAAGUCACAUGUUUAUUCCUUAACAUUUUAGGUAAGUGACUGAAAAUUCCUCUGGAGGCUUUAUUGUAUUUAUUAUUAUUAUUAUUAUUUAAAGGCUCAACAGUGCUACCUGGGUUGGUCUGGCUGGGUUGGUUUGGCUGGUUUUCAGGUGUUGCUGUUGGAUGCUACAUGCUACACAUGGGGUUUUCACACACUGCUCCGGCCUGAAGUAAGACUGUAAUGAAAGGCGAAGCCACCAUUGUGCGUCGGCCACCCUCAGCAGCAGGCUAUAUUAAUGGGGACCGUGUAUGAUACCACUGACAUGUGCAAACUGAAGGGCCAGAAGUCUGUGCUUGUAAAUGUACUAGCUACAGUGGCUCACAGUGGCCCCCCAGGGAGUGUCUCUGUGACCUGUUUUGAGGUGUGGUUUCAGGCAGAUUGCAAGGCCUGAGGGUCUACCUGGAGUCCCCAAAUAAUGUGGAAGCUGACAUGGCUGGAGUUUUCACACCCUAGGCUGUCCUGUUAGAAUACGGUACUGACCCAGGUGGCUAAGGGCAGAUAACCAGCCACAUCUGGGUCAGCUCUGGCUUUGAUGUACCUCAGUUGCAUGAGGGGCUCAGACCCAAAAGGACCCCCCGGAAGAGCUCUCCUAUCCUCCCAUAGCUGCCCUUCUGCUUGGGGGGAGUAUAUUCUGUGGGACUUGACCCAGGUGGACACCCUAGAACAGCAUGUUAUCUAAGGGAGCUUUGGGAUAUCCCAGUCUGCCUCGGUAUUAGGUCGGCUGACUAGUUCUGGUUUUGAAAACAUUCUCUUGGCUGUGAUGUAUGUGACUUCUGUUGUUUUAAAAGAAAAUGUAGAUGGGAGAGAAAUGAAGCUAGCCACCCUAGGCAGGGCAGCAGGCUGUGUUCGUAGAUUUGGAGAGUCGUAAUCAGGCGCCUAACUAACACCAGUUAGAAAGUUCUAGAAACUGGUUCAAGAUGGUGCAACUCUGAAUACUCUUGACGGAGAGUGGACACGUGUGUCCAGAAGUGGUGCCACGGUCCUCUCCACCCCAACUUGGGGCCUGCUAUGGUGAGAACCCAGUGUAGUGACAGCACAGUCUGCUGUGAUGAAUUUUCUUGGUCCAAAUGAUAGUUCUAGAGAGCAAACAACAGCAAGAAGAGAAUGUGCUGGGUUGUGUGAGAAUCUGCGUCUGCAGCAGCGGAGACCGAUGGGUGAGGAAUGGAGCAGACUUCUGCAUGGCCGGGGGUCAGGUUCUGCCUUCCUGGUUGGAACUGUUUCCUGAGUGUGAAGCGAUUUCCUUUGUCAUUUCUAAAACUCCCACUUUUCUGGAUGUUGUAAAGAUGUUGACUAUGGAUAUAGUAAUGUAAAUUCCAGAGCGUUUUAUUUUGAGAUGAGACUUUUGCUACAGUUUAUACAAGAUAUUUUCCUAUUUAGACCUCAGGGCUACCUUGGGAACCACUAAUAAGUGUGACCCCCACCCCGCACCCCAGCAGCUUCAAUUCUGGAUAGACAAGUUAUGUAACUUUUAAGUUAAAUGUGAUAUUGUUCAUUAAGAAGAAUGUGUUUCUCUCUUUUAACUUCUGACAAAUUCUGUUUUAAAAGUGUAGAAAAAAGAGACACUAGAAAAGAAUAAAACAAUGGUAAAAGAAUUAAAAAUCACCUGUAAAAUACACAUUCUCAUGGUAUAAAAUUGUGAUAUUUGAAUAAACUUAUGUGCAUAAAUUAUUUAAAAAUACUAUGAAAUGUAUGGCA